AUGGCAUGUGCAAAUAUCUUUCUUGGGUUAUUGUUCUUUUUGACUUUUUCCCAUGCCCUUGUUCAAUCUGAUGAAGAAGGUCACAUUAAAGUAGAGAUAUCCAACAAGGGUCUCGAUUUUCUCAAGGAUUUGUUAAUAGAAGAAGCAGAGUCUUCAUUCGUUCCACUGGAGCUGUCCAAUAUUGAAAAGUCUGUGAAAAUCCCGGUUGUAGGUAAAGUCAAGAUAGUUCUUUCGAAUAUUACCAUUGAAAGGAUCCAUGUAACAAACUCUACUGCGAAAACUGGAGAUACUGGAAUUGUUAUAGCUGUUAAUGGGGCCUCUGCGAAUUUGAGUAUGAAUUGGAAGUACUCAUACAGCACUUGGUUACUUCCCAUUACCAUUUCGGAUGAAGGAAGUGCCAAUGUUGAGGUUGACGGUAUGGAAAUCGGUCUGACCCUCAGUCUGAAAACUGUACAAGGAUCUCUUAAACUGUCUCUUUUGGAAUGUGGAAGCUAUGUCAAAUCUCUCUCUAUAGAUUUGGACGGUGGAGCAUCAUGGCUCUAUCAAGGGGUUGUUAACGCUUUUGAGGGUAAAAUUAGUUCUGCAGUUGAAGAUGCUGUGUCUGAGAAAAUGAAAGAUGGAAUUGCAAAUCUCGACUCUUUAUUGGAAUCUCUUCCUAAAGAAGUGCCAAUAACUGAUAUUGCUGCUUUGAAUAUUACAUUUAUUGAUGACCUGAAGUUGACAGAACCAGAGCUAGACCUUGAAAUCAAUGGUUUAUUUUCCGCCAAAAAUGAAGUUGUGGUUUCCAACCAGUACCACAGAAUGUUAGGGGCUUCAUCUUCCUGCAAGAUAGCGGAUAAAAUGGUCAGGAUUUCAUUGCAUGAAGAUGUUCUUAAGUCAGCAUCAUCAGUUUACUUUGAAGCUGGUAAGAUGUAUUGGAUCGUUGACAAAGUACCAGAUCAAUCUCUCUUGAACACAGCUGAGUGGAGGUUUUUUUUUCCUCGGUUGUACAAGCUGUAUCCAAACGACAACAUUAAUCUGAAUAUUUCUGUGUCUUCGCCACCAAUCAUAGAAAUUGGAAAGCAGCAGAUUGAUACAAUAAUUCCCUUAGAUAUGGUGAUUGAUGUUUUAGAUGCAGACAAAGUAAUCCCAGUUGCAUGCAUUUCGAUGUCCAUCAGUUCUUCAAUAUUUGCCGAAAUUUCAGAGAAUAGUCUUACAGGAAGCGUAAAGUUAAAUGACUUCACCAUGUCUCUCAAGUGGAGCGAAAUUGGGGACUUGCACGUGCACCUAGUCAAGACAGUGAUGUCCACUAUGCUGAAGACUGUAAUCGUGCCAUAUAUAAAUUUACAGCUCUGGAAAGGAUUUCCCUUGCCUUCUUUCCAUGGUUAUAAGCUUCAAAAUGCUCAAAUCUUCUGCUCAGAUUCUUGGAUUUUCAUCUGUAGUGAUUUGGCAUCUACCGAACAGUUCUACAUCCGUUAA
Messenger RNA from Fraxinus pennsylvanica, 1458 nucleotides. The record is from the annotation of a GenBank genome assembly. Lineage: Eukaryota; Viridiplantae; Streptophyta; Magnoliopsida; Lamiales; Oleaceae.